Messenger RNA from Guillardia theta CCMP2712, 1152 nucleotides. RefSeq lists its product as hypothetical. Lineage: Eukaryota; Cryptophyceae; Pyrenomonadales; Geminigeraceae. Gene Ontology annotation, molecular function: protein binding. The annotation marks the transcript as partial. The record is from RefSeq and is a predicted model, not a curated record. The transcript has 2 exons.
ACAGUCAGCGACGUGAGCUGGAGUCCGGACGGGAGGAGGAUCGCGGCCUGGUCAUAUUCAAGGAAGAUACGGGUGUGGGAGGUAGAGACGGGGAGGUGUCAAGUGGUGCUGGAGGCUGAAGGAGAUACAGUCAGCGACGUGAGCUGGAGUCCGGACGGGAGGAGGAUCGCGGCCUGGUCAUCAGGCGACGGGGGCAAGAUACGGGUGUGGGAAGAGACGGGGAGAUGUCAGGUGCUGGAGGCUGAAGGAGAUACAGUCAGCGACGUGGGCUGGAGUAGUGUUUGCUGCAGUCCGCCGGACGGGAGGAGGAUCGCGGCCUGGUCAUCAGGCGACGGGCAGAAGAUAUGGGUGUGGGAGGUAGAGACGGGGAGGUGUCAGGUGCUGGAGGCUGAAGGAGAUACAGUCAGCAACGUGAGCUGGAGUCCGGACGGGAGGAGGAUCGCUGCAAGGUCAUCAGGCGACGGGCAGAAGAUACGGGUGUGGGAGGUAGAGACGGGGAGGUGUCAGGUGCUGGAGGCUGAAGGAGAUGAACUCAGCGACAUGAGCUGGCACUGGAGCCCGGACGGGAGGAGGAUCGCUGCAAGGUCCUAUUUAUACAACAAGAAGAUAUGGGUGUGGGAGGUAGAGCUUCGGACGGGGAGGUGUCAGGUGCUGGAGGCUGAAGGAGAUACAGUCAGCGACGUGAGCUGGAGUCCGGACGGGAGGAGGAUCGCUGCAAGGUCAUCAGGCGACGGAGGCAAGAUACGGGUGUGGGAAGAGACGGGGAGGUGUCAGGUGCUGGAGGCUGAAGGAGAUACAGUCAGCGACGUGAGCUGGAGUCCGGACGGGAGGAGGAUCGCGGCCUGGUCAACAGGAUACAACAAGAAGAUACGGGUGUGGGAGGUAGAGACGGGGAGGUGUCAGGCUCUUUUUGGGCAUAAAGGAAUCGUCAGUGAUGUGAGCUGGGGGCGGCAUGCAGAUGUUUUGUUUUCUUUUUCUCGUGAUGAUCAUUGUUUCAAGUGCUGGUCGCGUUUAAGUGACGGAUGCUUUCUUCUCUCAGUUGAUCUCAAUUGUUUCGGCAACGAACUAAUGUUUCGAGAUGCCACGAUCGAUCAGAGUAUUCCAUGUUCAAUUAAGGAAAUGCUGGAGGAUAUGGGCGCAAAGAGUCUUUGA